UGCCUGACUGAAACUUUCUUUACACUGCGGCAAGCUCGCCGCUGUGACCCGGUCCAUCCUCGUUGCUUGUUUGCCUCAUUCGCUCUUGCACCUUUUUUUUAUACCCCUCCCCCUUGCACCUUCGAAACGACACUUCGCCCAUACUCGACGCUUGUGCGGGAGUAACGAUGAAGCACACCGUCUACGACCGCCUGCUGCGGCGGGAGAUCGGUCAAGAUCGCAAGCGAUAUUCCAGCGUUCGAGGAAUAUAUGGCGACCGACAAUGGGUAGAGGACAUGGAUAUUGUCAACGAACUGGAGGGACAUAAUGGCUGUGUGAACGCUUUGUGUUGGUCUAGGUCUGGCCGACUGCUAGCCUCUGGCUCCGACGACCACCGCAUCAACAUCCACUCGUACCACCCUGAGUCAUCGAACUCUCAGUUCAAUCUCACGACGUCGAUAGUGACCGGCCAUAGCUCCAACAUCUUCUCAGUGAAGUUCAUGCCCUACUCUAACGACAGAACCAUUGUCUCAGCCACCGAUGAUGUCCGAAUAUUCGACAUCGAAUACUCCGGCCAUUCUGCCUUGGGCUCGUCUUCUUCCGGAAGGCGCCGAACGGGAAUAAAUGGUGCUACGAACGGUGUCACUCUGACCGAAGGAGACACAAACGCCAAGGCCUUCCGGUCGCACAGCGACACUGUGAAGCGGAUCGUGACCGAAGACAAUCCCUUUUAUUUCUUGACAUGUUCAGAGGAUGGCGACGUACGACAGUGGGAUAUCCGGCAGCCAUCGAAGACAUAUCCAGCCCCGAAAGACAGUAUGGUGCCCCGAUGGGCGGCUGAUGCUGAAGCUUCGGACAGCGUUCCGCCACCUCUCAUCUCCUACAGCCGCUACCACUUAGAUAUCAACACCGUCUCGUGUUCCCCUUCUCAGCCACACUACAUUGCCCUUGGCGGAGCCCAUCUGCACUGCUUCCUUCAUGACCGUCGAAUGCUAGGUAGAGACAAAUUAAGGGAGAGGGGCACCAAACUUUCUAGUCCAAGCAACUGGAGUGACCAUGAAGGUGAGCUGUUCGGUAAGGCAACGCAGUGCGUUCGUAAAUUUGCGCCCAACGGUCGAAAGCGCAUGCGACGGGCCGAUAAUGGUCACAUCACUGCUUGCAAGAUCAGCGAUGCAAAUCCGAACGAAAUGGUAGUUAGCUGGUCAGGUGACUGGAUCUAUAGCUUUGACCUUCUACGAAGCCCCGAUGCCAGCGAGGAAAUUACCCCAACCAAGGUAACAAAUGGGGAUCCAAAGCACAGGGUGAAGGACAAAGGUCACAAACGAAAACGUACAAAGUCGAAUCUCUUGUCUGAAGAAGCGGCGGAGAGGGCUGGAUCCCGUCAACGUACAGAGAGUUCUCGCGGCUCCGUCUCGGAUAUCCACGAGCAGCUGUCAUUAAGGGUGAAUUAUGGAAAUGGACAGAGCGAGGAGAUACGCAUCGAGCCGCCAGGUCAGCCACGGAGCCCUCCUUCGGAGAUCCAGCACACGGUUCUGCCUGAUUCAGAUCAUUUCCGAAUUGCAAGGGCCGCCGUCAGGAUCCAGAAGCAGAUGUUUGCUCUCAAUUGGGCUACACCAGCUGACUCCACUUCCGGUCCCUCUAGCCAUAGAAACAAUUUCACGUCAGUUCUUGGCCUCGCUGCAUCAAUCAUACCAGAGGUCGACGACAUCUCAAGGACCUGGCGGUACCCCAUUAAUCCGAACGAAGUAGAUGUGGCGUUACAAAAUAAAUUACGCGAUGGGCGUGCUGCCACGCGAAGGUUUAUCCAGGUAGCGGGAACACUUGCUCGAGUGCUAGGUGGCCAACUUCGUACUGGAGGCAACGCUACUGCUCUCAUCUCUCAAUACUUUUCCUCAAUCCAACAACCAGCGCCGAACGAGCGCCCCCUCCCACGACACGAGCAGUUCGGAUAUGACUUCCUGAAAGCAAUCCUGCUAUGGUUGGAUAGCGGCCUCGGGGCUCUUGUCGAAGGCUUUUCAAGUCGAAGUAGUACUCCCCGCCUCCCGAUCGGUCCAGAUGCCGACGUCGAUGCCGUUGACGAUGAGCUUAUUCCUUAUCUCCUCCAAUUAGCGAGCGAAAAUCCAAUCGUGGAUGUCGAUGUGUCUCGCUUCGAAAGAGACGACACAAGGGUAUUAUUUUCCUCUGAGAAGGCAGCCGUAAUCGCCUUUGCGCGUGCGUUGAAGAUGCCAUUUGCUGAUCUGACUGGUGCCGUAAUUCCUGCUUCCGAGUCAUCAAGUGCACAACACAACGUUCAGGAUCGAAAAAAUGCCAUUAGUCAAUGGGCCUUCAAAGUAGGACGAGGGGUUCUCUUGAAUGCUAGCAAAGACAUAAGAUUCAUAUUUGUGGAUCGCUCUUUCGGUGGUCUUGGACUCGCAGAUUCAAGCACUAAAGCGGAAGAAAAGAUUUUAAGGGAGCGGCAAGAAGAUGUCGAUCCCCUUGAAGAGGAUGAUGCUGUAGCAGACGCCGAGCUAGUUAGCCGGGCUUGGGCAGAGCAGUCAAGCGAGCAGUCACCAGAAGCUUCAGGGUCAUACGAAACUGCUUCGUCAAGCCAGGGGGUAUCAAAUAUGUCGGCAACGCAUUCCAGAGAGCAUGCCGUCGGCGACACUGAUGAAGAUGAAGAUGAUGACGAUUCCGACGGCGAUAUUGAUCCUGACGAAGAUGAAGAUGAAGAUGAAGAGGCGGACGUGGACGCUCAUGGACUCUCACGCACGCGAAGUGGGCGUAUUUUGUGGCGGUCAGACUUUGAUCGAAGUCGCCUAAGGGAGCGAGUCGAAUCAGAAAUCCCAUGCUCUUCCCAUACGCGGACAUAUACCGGUCACUGUAAUGUUCGGACAGUCAAGGAUGUUAACUUCUUUGGCCUCCAGGACGAGUAUGUCGUGAGCGGAAGCGAUUCUGGCCACGUCUUCAUUUGGGAUAGGAAGACCUCACAGCUCCUUAACAUCCUGGAAGGGGAUGGGGAGACUGUUAAUGUGGUACAAGGUCACCCCUAUGAGCCUACUAUGGCGGUCUCCGGUAUCGACCAUACAAUCAAGAUAUUCUCACCCGAUGCCCAGGAACAGCGGAAUGCUCGCAAAGGCAUUGGAGUCCACUCUGUGGACCCAGGCUUCUCGACUCUCGGCUAUGCUCGGAGGAGAUGGAGGAGUGCGUCCGCAUCUCCAACUUCUGAGCCUGCAGUCCCCAAUGGCUCUUCCCAAGAACCACAAGAUGCUAGCGAUGAUGAUGAAGUUGCUCUAAAUGGUCUUAGUAGCAAGAAGCGCAUGCAUAAGCAGUACCAGAUUACGAGUCAAAAUGACAUGGAGAGGAAAGGCGGUAGAAAUGAUGCCUUUAUAACGAGAGCCCUACUUGCUCAACUAGCCCAGCGAAUUCAUGCACAUUCGCAUAUUGGCGGCGAGGAAGACGAAGAUGGAGAAGAGGGUGGAACGAUUUUCAUCAAUAACGAUGAUGUUUGCACGACAAUGUAGAGACCGCCGGCAUGACUCUCUUAUGGUCCACUCCUUUGGCCUGUAUAUCCCGCUUUAUGGCCUUCACCACUCAUUACGGCAUGUUAACUCAAAAAGGGCUUACGGAAUCAAUUAGAGGAAAAGCUUUAGGGGUCUGUCAUAUGGACUUCUAGUCGACAGUUGCUGUCAGCGUAAAUCUCCUCCGCUCAGAUUGCUAGCAUCGCGAAUCAACAUACAGAAUCUAUAACAUGAUUAAUAUCUGAAUGAUCAACUUUGGACACAGGGCAAAGGACUACUUUCAGGAAAUUAGACGGCCUAGUAUUUGAGUAAUUCUUGCUAGUCGAACAUGCCACGUCGUUCUCGCCCACGAGAUUACCAGCGCAGAGUCAAAUGAUACAAGUAUGAAGCCUGUCCAAUGGCAAACGCCCAGAAUGCGCAGACCAACAUGCUUGCUCCGAAAG
Messenger RNA from Lindgomyces ingoldianus, 3919 nucleotides. RefSeq names its product WD and tetratricopeptide repeat-containing protein. The transcript has 5 exons. The record is from RefSeq and is a predicted model, not a curated record. Gene Ontology annotation, cellular component: cytoplasm; Cul4-RING E3 ubiquitin ligase complex. NCBI's taxonomy places the organism in Eukaryota, Fungi, Ascomycota, Dothideomycetes, Pleosporales, Lindgomycetaceae. Gene Ontology annotation, molecular function: protein binding. Bases 168 to 3479 code for a protein of 1103 amino acids. Gene Ontology annotation, biological process: negative regulation of fatty acid biosynthetic process.